CUAUCUGAUCGAGAGAAAUCCAAAAUUAGUCUUUGAGUCUUGAAAAAAAACAAAAAGUUUCUAAUAUAUUAUUUGACCUUCUUCCUCCUUGUUCUUGCUCCAUCAGUACAAAACCACAUAUUCAUUAAAAAGAAGAAAGAAUUGACAACUAUGGAAGCUUGGUUAGCUCAAUUGGAAAUGGAAACAGAUCCACCAGUUCCAACUUUAAUCAACAAUUCUUACCACCAAUAUCACCAUAGUGAAACUAUAGAAGCAUCUUUUGAUGAAGAUAUUGCUGUUAUGCUUGGUGAAGAUUUCCCUUAUACUCUUCCCAUAGAGAAUAACAACAAAAAUGAUGAUAACGAUUACAAUAUCAUUAUGGGAUCGAAUGUCCAAGAAAAACAACGAUGCAAGAAUAAAGAGAUGACUGAGAAGCAAGCAGAGUGUGGAGGUACAAAGAGAAAACGACGGCCCGACCAAGUGCAAGAUCACAUCAUAGCUGAAAGGAAGCGUCGAGAAUUGCUUAGCCAAAUGUUCAUUUCUCUCUCUACCAUGGUCCCUGGCCUUAAAAAGGUGGACAAAACAUCCGUCUUAGGAGAGGCAAUCACAUAUAUUAAGAAACUUCAAGAGAGAGUAAAGAUACUUGAAGAAGUAGCUGCAAAGAGGACAAUUGAGUCCAUGGUAGUGGUUAAAAAAUCUCAAAUAAUAGUGGAUGACAAUGAUGGGGAUGGUAAUGAAUCUUCCUCGGACGUGGAUGACAAUUCUGCGAGUAAUAAUAAUGGUUCACUUCCUGAAAUCGAAAUUAAAAUGUCCGAGAAAACACUCCUCUUGAGAGUACAUUGCGAACAACAAAGGGGGACUUUGCGCAAGUUAAUGGCAGAGAUACACAAGCAUGAGAUGAAUAUUACUAAUUUUAGCGUUAUACCGUUUGAGAAUUUGACUCUUGAGAUUGCGAUUGUUGCACAGAUGGAAAAAGGCUUCAACAAAAACGUGGAAGAUUUUGCUAGAACUAUUCGCUCCGUGGUCCAAAUGGAGAGGAAUACUUCAUAGGUGACUUCUAGUUCUUGAAAAGUUGAACAAAGGGCAAUCGAGGUUCAUGGAUGUCUAAGAGAUUUGGAUUUAAUAUCAUGUACUAGGAAAAAUUAUGAACGUAUGAUCAUGUUUUGCAAUUAAAUGCCACGUUUUCAUUAUUUUUGUGUGGAAACAUGAGAUUUAUCAAUAUUGAUGGAGUAUGUAAUGUAUUAAUUAUUAAUUAUUUAUUACCUAUGGAUGGUAAUAGUUGCUGGUUACUGGAAUUAAUUAUUAAUUAUUCCAUAUCUUAUUGUUUUAAUUACUCUUUCA
Beta vulgaris subsp. vulgaris (sugar beet) is the source of this 1320-nucleotide messenger RNA. RefSeq names its product transcription factor bHLH18. Lineage: Eukaryota; Viridiplantae; Streptophyta; Magnoliopsida; Caryophyllales; Amaranthaceae. Bases 151 to 1029 code for a protein of 292 amino acids. Gene Ontology annotation, molecular function: protein dimerization activity. The record is from RefSeq and is a predicted model, not a curated record. The transcript has 5 exons.